AUGUGCGACGAAGAGGUAGCAGCACUUGUGGUCGAUAACGGAUCGGGAAUGUGCAAGGCUGGUUUCGCUGGUGAUGAUGCUCCCCGCGCCGUUUUCCCAUCAAUCGUCGGUCGUCCUCGUCAUCAAGGCGUUAUGGUUGGGAUGGGACAGAAAGACUCUUACGUCGGUGAUGAGGCCCAAUCUAAGAGGGGCAUCUUGACGCUCAAGUACCCUAUUGACCAUGGAAUCGUCACCAAUUGGGACGACAUGGAGAAAAUCUGGCACCACACUUUUUACAACGAACUUCGCGUUGCUCCAGAAGAACAUCCUGUACUCCUCACCGAAGCACCACUCAAUCCAAAGGCCAAUCGCGAGAAGAUGACCCAAAUCAUCUUUGAAACAUUCAACUCGCCCGCGAUGUACGUCUCUAUUCAAGCGGUGCUUUCGCUCUAUGCUUCUGGACGCACCACUGGUAUUGUUCUUGACUCUGGUGAUGGGGUGAGUCACACUGUUCCAAUCUAUGAGGGAUACGCUCUUCCACAUGCCAUUCUUCGCUUGGAUCUCGCCGGUCGUAACCUUACAGAGUAUCUGAUGAAGAUUCUUACUGAACGUGGUUAUGCAUUCACUACAACGGCUGAGCGCGAGAUCUGCGACAUUGACAUCCGAAAGGACCUCUACGCCAACAAUGUGCUCUCUGGAGGAACUACCAUGUACCCAGGAAUUGCCGAUCGAAUGCAGAAGGAAAUCUCUGGACUUGCCCCAAGCUCUAUGAAGGUGAAGAUCGUGGCCCCGCCCGAGCGCAAGUACUCUGUGUGGAUUGGUGGAUCGAUUCUCGCCUCGCUUUCUACCUUCCAGCAAAUGUGGAUCUCAAAGCAAGAGUACGACGAAACUGGCCCUUCUAUCGUCCAUCGCAAGUGCUUC
Messenger RNA from Mesorhabditis belari, 900 nucleotides. The record is from the annotation of a GenBank genome assembly. Lineage: Eukaryota; Metazoa; Nematoda; Chromadorea; Rhabditida; Rhabditidae.